This is a messenger RNA of Salvia hispanica, 1348 nucleotides long. Its product is annotated as phosphoesterase. Gene Ontology annotation, biological process: DNA repair. Gene Ontology annotation, molecular function: polynucleotide 3'-phosphatase activity; double-stranded DNA binding; ATP-dependent polydeoxyribonucleotide 5'-hydroxyl-kinase activity. The record is from RefSeq and is a predicted model, not a curated record. Lineage: Eukaryota; Viridiplantae; Streptophyta; Magnoliopsida; Lamiales; Lamiaceae.
UUCAUAUGAAAUCGCAGCUCACUCGUAUAUUCACUCGAAAAACCCUAAACCCGAACCCCAUUAUCUCGGCUUUCUCAAUUCCAUCUGCAGUGAUGUCGUCUUCGUCGCCGUCAACAGCCUCCGUCAAAUUGGUGGCGGAGUACGCCAAGUCCGGUCGGUCCUCGUGCAAGAAAUGCUCGAAAUCCAUCGCUGCCAGCGCGCUGCGGUUUGGUUUGGUGACCAAAGAUCCCCGGGGAUUCGACAUGACCAAAUGGCAUCACCUGAAUUGCGUUCCGUUCGGCGCUUCUGGUUUCGCCUCCUCCGUCGAUGCAAUCACCGGAUUCUCCUCUCUCAAGGGCAGUGAUCAGGAGGCUGUGAAGAAAUUAGUAAUUGAAGGGGCACAGGCUGUUGAGGUCAGUAAAGUUGAUGAGGAUGAUGAUGAACCAGAUCAAGGAAAGUCGAAGAAGCCAAAGUUGCUGGAAGGGACAAAGCUCCAGCUGGAAAUAGCCGUAUCAGCUUCUGAUUUCAAAGAGAAGUAUAAGGAUGCUACAUUGUUGCCUAAAUGGAAGGCAUUUCAGACAGUCAUAUUUCUUGAAAGGGAUGAUGGUCUUCAUGAUUCAAGUAAAAUUGCAGCCUUUGAUUUUGAUGGUUGUCUUGCAAAGACAUCUGUGAAAAGAGUAGGUGCAGAUGCAUGGUCCCUCAUGUAUCCUUCAAUACCGGAGAAGCUCCAGAAUCUGUAUAAUGAUGGCUACAAGCUGGUCAUAUUUACCAAUGAAUCUAAUAUUGAGCGUUGGAAGAACAAGAGACAGGCUGCUGUAGAUUCAAAAAUUGGAAGACUUAAUAGUUUCAUUGAGCUUGUGAAGGUCCCCAUUCAGGUUUUCAUAGCUUGUGGAGUGAGUAGUGGUCAGCCUGAGGAUCCCUUUCGGAAACCAAAACCUGGGAUGUGGAAGAUUAUGGAGAAAGAGUUCAAUUCUAAUCUCCCGAUUGACAUGGAACAGUCCUUUUAUGUCGGUGAUGCGGCUGGAAGAGCAGGAGAUCACAGUGAUGCUGACAAAAAAUUUGCACAGGCUGUUGGUCUAAAAUUUUAUGUUCCUGAAGAUUACUUCGUCACAGAUUAGUAUUUGGGUUCGAAUACGCAACUUUGUUAGGGAUGAAUAGGUUUGGGUGUCUGCCUGGAGACGGAAGAGGAACGAAGCAGUGAUUGGCGGAGUGGAUGCGUAGAAGUUAUCAGUUUUUGAAGUAAUAUUGAUGCUUGGUCAUUCAAUUGUCUAGUUGUUUAGAUACCCAGCUUUAUUUAAACUGAUUUAGGACUAGUAGAUUAUUCUGUUAUUGUGAAUUAGAUGAAUACAGUGGACCCAUUUUAUUUUAA